AUGAGUCCUGCCUCAUCUGUGGCCUCCUCCAUUGACGGAUAUACAAUCAAGAAGAAACGUUCUUCAAGUUCAAGCGGUUUGAAAACGUUGGGCCGGUUAUUCAAUAAGAAAAAAUUCCAAAGUGACACGUUCAGGAGAGAUGCAGGUGCUCAUUCGGAUAGUGAACUUUCUUCUGGAGGUGAUGGAUCGGCACGCAAUGCUGACUACGAUCGGCGAAGAAAGAAAAAGCAUCAGUUGCUGGAGGAGGUGAGCUAA
This is a messenger RNA of Haemonchus placei, 255 nucleotides long. The record is from the annotation of a GenBank genome assembly. NCBI's taxonomy places the organism in Eukaryota, Metazoa, Nematoda, Chromadorea, Rhabditida, Trichostrongylidae.